This is a messenger RNA of Diplodia corticola, 2655 nucleotides long. RefSeq names its product small nucleolar ribonucleoprotein complex subunit. Gene Ontology annotation, biological process: endonucleolytic cleavage to generate mature 5'-end of SSU-rRNA from (SSU-rRNA, 5.8S rRNA, LSU-rRNA); endonucleolytic cleavage in 5'-ETS of tricistronic rRNA transcript (SSU-rRNA, 5.8S rRNA, LSU-rRNA). The record is from RefSeq and is a predicted model, not a curated record. Gene Ontology annotation, molecular function: protein binding; U3 snoRNA binding. Bases 1 to 2655 code for a protein of 884 amino acids. Lineage: Eukaryota; Fungi; Ascomycota; Dothideomycetes; Botryosphaeriales; Botryosphaeriaceae. The transcript has 2 exons. Gene Ontology annotation, cellular component: nucleolus; 90S preribosome; small-subunit processome.
AUGGCGCAGAGGGCUGCUGUGAAGACCACUUUUGAGGUCAGCCGGACCAUCCAGCCCGUCUACGUGGGUGGCAGCGUGGGCCUCAGCCGCAAUGGCCGCAUCCUGGCGACUUGUCUGGGCGAGGACGCGCUCUUGACCGACCUUGCCACGGGCACUGAACUUGCCCGCAUAGAAGGCGACGGAGAGGUCAUCACUUCGCUCUGCUUGACCCCCACCGGCUCCCACCUCGUAAUAUGCUCGCGCUCGCUUUCUAUGCGCAUCUACGCCCUGAAGCCGUCCGGCGCUGCCGACGUCCUCAUCGACGCUGACCUCACCCGUACCCUCAAGCCGCAUUCCUCCCCCGUCGUCGUGUCGACCACCGACCGCACCGGCACUCUUCUCGCGACUGGAGGCGCCGACGGGACGGUCAAGGUGUGGGACAUCCGGGGCGGCUACACCACUCACAACUUCCAUGGCCACAGUGGCGUCAUCGCUUCGCUGCACUUUUUCGAGGCGCACGUCUCAAACGCGGAGCCAGACAAGGCCGGCAAGAAGAAGAGAAAGGAAGACGCGGCCGAGGAGAACGGAGACGCUGCCAUUGGCUACAGAUUGGCGUCUGGUGGGGAGGACGGAAAGGUCCGCAUCUGGGAUUUGCACAAGCGCAAGAGCAUUGUUGCUCUGGACUCCCACGUUUCUGUCGUGCGAAGUCUCGAUUUUUCCGCAGAGGAGAAUGCUUUGGUGUCUGGAAGUAGGGACAAGACGGUAAUGGUCUGGGACGCUCGCACCUGGAAAGUCAGGAGUACGAUCCCCGUUCUUGAGGAGGUCGAGAGCGCUGGCUUCGUGCAAAAUGGUGCAUACAUCUACACUGGUGGCGCCAACGGAAAGAUUCGGUUAUGGACGCUUUCUGGAGGAAGAGAGGUUACCGAGGAUCAAGAGCCGGGCAACGAGACCGAAGGUAUUGUCGACGUUAUUAACCACGAGGGUCUCCCGUACAUCUUGACCGUCCAUGCGGAUCAGACUCUUGUCCUCCAUUCAAAGGCUCCGCUGGCGCAGAUUGGCAGCGCCGAGACUGCCGCACCGCUUCCUGUCCUUAGGCGGAUAUCCGGCACCCACGACGAGGUCAUCGAUCUGGCUUAUGUUGGUCCCGACCGUUCAUUCCUAGCCUUGGCGACAAACGUCGAGGAUAUCAGGAUAAUAUCUCUGAAAUCGCAAGAAGCGGACGCGGACGACCAGAUUGGCGGCGGUUACUUUGGUGCUGACAAGGGUCUGCUUAAGGGGCACGAGGACAUCAUCAUUUGCCUGGAUGUUGAUUGGUCAGGCCACUGGUUGGCCACUGGAGCGAAAGACAACACUGCUCGUCUUUGGCGACUGGAUCCAGAAGACGAUGCAUGGAAUUGCUACGCCACCUUCACCGGCCACGCGGAAUCUCUUGGCGCCAUUGCUUUACCCAAGACGGUUCCGCAGGUUGGCUCUGCAGCACAUUCCAAUCCCCUGGAGCAUCCGCCUGCUUUCAUCAUCACCGGUUCGCAAGACAAAACCAUCAAGCGAUGGGAUACUUCGAGCAUCAAGAAAGACGUCAAAAAGGCUUCGCGCGCAACGUGGACUCGCAAGGCCCACGACAAGGACAUCAACGCAGUCGACAUCAACCACAACGCGACACUCUUUGCCACUGCCUCGCAGGACAGGACCGUCAAAAUCUGGUCAGUUGAGGCUGGAGAGACCAUCGGUGUGCUUCGGGGUCAUCGUCGCGGUGUGUGGACUGUGAAAUUUGCGCCAAGGGAUACGCCACAAAUCAACGGGGGCGGCAAUCGCGGUCUGAUCGCUACAGGUUCCGGUGACAAGACAGUCAAAAUCUGGAGUUUGGCGGAUUACAGCUGUCUACUGACCCUAGAAGGCCACACAAACAGCAUUCUGAAGCUAGCAUGGCUCCCUUACCUUCAGGCCAGCGAUUCCCGUGAUAAGCGUGGAGCGGAGGUCGCAUCUGCUGCUGGUGAUGGUCUGGUCAAGGUCUGGGACAUCAGCACUGGCGAGGUAUCAUGCACGUUGGACAAUCACACUGACAGGGUAUGGGCCUUGACUGUCAAUCCCUCGACCAAGACGCUCGUCUCAGGUGGCGGCGACAGUGUGAUUACCUUCUGGGAGGACACGACCGAAGCUUCCAUGGAAGCUGCUGCCAAGGGCGAGGCAGAACGCGUGGAGCAAGACCAGCGACUGCAGAACUACAUGCAUGCGGGCAACUGGCGCGAAGCAAUUACUCUGGCGAUUCAACUCAACCAGCCUGGCCGCUUGCUCAACCUGUUCAAGGGCGUAGUGGAAGCAGAGGAGCAAGAGAAGGGCAGUCUAACAGGAAACGUGGAGGUCGAUGAGGUUUUGGGAAGCUUGGCGGACGAGCAGAUCCUAACUCUACUCCUACGGAUCAGAGACUGGAACACCAAUGCAAGGACGGCGCCUGUUGCGCAGAAAAUCCUCUGGGCGCUCAUGCGAUUGUACCCGGCGACGAGGCUCUCAUCGCUGAAGGCCGUUGGUGGCCUUCAGUCGAAGAGCAGUGUGAAAGAAGUCGUGGAUGCUCUGGGAGCCUAUACGGACAGGCACUACAAACGCAUGGAUGAGCUUGUUGAUGAAAGUUAUCUGCUCGAUUUCACGCUCAGGGAGAUGGAUGAGGUUGUGAGAAACUGA